AUGGCCAUCUCAACAGCCAUCACCUCCCUCCUAACCUCCAUCACCGAACUGAUCCAAUCCCUCUUCCACGGCAUCUACUCCAUCUUCCACACCAUCUUCUCCGCUUUCUUCAGCCUUUUCUUUGGCCUGUUCGCCUUUGUCGGUGACUUGCUCAAAGGGGUUGCCAACACGUUGGGCGGCGUGGGCAAUUUUGUUGCUAGCAACUUCCUCAUCAUUGCUCUCAUUUCUGCCGCUGGUUUUGCCUACGUUCGCUACACCAGCCAAGGAGGCACGACUUCGGGACAAAAGGCGGCGAGUGUGGGCAGGAAGAAGGUCAAUUAA
Molecule: messenger RNA, 321 nt
Organism: Neurospora tetrasperma FGSC 2508
Lineage: Eukaryota; Fungi; Ascomycota; Sordariomycetes; Sordariales; Sordariaceae
Exons: 2
Coding region: 1-321 (106 amino acids)
Source: RefSeq, a predicted model, not a curated record